This is a messenger RNA of Coccinella septempunctata (seven-spotted ladybird), 3396 nucleotides long. RefSeq names its product 2-oxoglutarate dehydrogenase, mitochondrial-like. The record is from RefSeq and is a predicted model, not a curated record. Gene Ontology annotation, biological process: tricarboxylic acid cycle. Gene Ontology annotation, molecular function: oxoglutarate dehydrogenase (succinyl-transferring) activity; thiamine pyrophosphate binding. Bases 723 to 3155 code for a protein of 810 amino acids. Gene Ontology annotation, cellular component: oxoglutarate dehydrogenase complex; mitochondrion. NCBI's taxonomy places the organism in Eukaryota, Metazoa, Arthropoda, Insecta, Coleoptera, Coccinellidae. The transcript has 14 exons.
ACACUCGUGGAGUAUAUAAUUUUUUCAAAAUUGUAAAAUAGAUAAUUAUCCACCAAAACUGAUUGUGUUUUCAUUAUAUCCAAAUGUAUUCAUAUAUGGAUAGAAUAGGGCUUAUAAAUUUAACGCGAAACUUUUAUAAAACUGCGAAAUCAAUGAGAAGUAAGUCAGAUAUAUCGAUAAACCCUUCUUCGCUUCAGUAUGUAGAAGAUUUAUACUUAGCAUGGCUGAAAGAUCCAAAUAGCGUCCACCCUUCUUGGGCUUUAUAUUUCCAAAGCUCAGCUGCAGGGGGUGUAGGUUACACUCGGAAACAUCCAUCAACCUUCAUAGGUAAGAAUGAAAUGCCCCUCGGUGAGUACCUAAAAAAAUAUGGACAUCCACAAGUUCAUUCCCACUCACUCUCAACACAAAAUCUUGUCGCCCCGGCAUCAUCCUACGACGAAAUUGAAGAUCAUGCUGCAGUGAAGAAUCUUGUGAGCAGCUACCAGCAUCCAAUACGAAAAUUAUGGAGAUUAAUCUGCAGCUGAAAUAGUGGAUAUACAUUUUAGGAUCAAGGCUACCUUGCAGCCGACCUAGAUCCCUUGGGAAUAACUACAAAAAAACGUAAAGAUAAAAUAGAGAAGUGGAAAAUAGACUCUGGCUUCUACAGAAGAGGUCUUGAUAAACCCGAGAAAUUACGUGAAAAAUAUUUGAUCCCGCAUGAUUCAUUCUUGGGACCGGAUAAAAUGCCCCUGAGUGAGAUAAUACAAAGAUGCGAGGAGGUUUAUACUAAUCAUAUCGGUGCGGAAUAUCGCUACAUAAACGAUACUGACAAGAUUAAAUGGAUAAGGCAAAGGUUAGAGCCUCCAGGUGUAGCUGUCUUAACCAAAGAGAAGAAGAUCAAGCUUUGGGAGCGGCUUGUUCGUACGACAGUAUUCGAAGCAUUCUUGGCGAAGAAAUGGUCAUCUGAAAAACGUUUUGGCAUCGAGGGAUGCGAAAUUUUAAUACCAGCCAUGAAAGAAGUGAUCGACCAGUCAACCAAACGCGGUGUGGAGAAUUACAUAAUUGGCAUGUCGCAUAGAGGCAGAUUGAAUACGCUGGUAAAUGUAUGCCGAAAACCACUUCAUCAACUCUUCGCCCAUUUCAUUGGACUUGAAGCAGCAGAAGUCGGAGCUGGCGAUGUCAAGUACCAUCUGGGAACCUUUGCCAAAGUAAUGAAUCGCACUAACAACAAAAUUAUAAACAUCAGUUUGGUAGCGAACGCUUCUCAUUUAGAGCAUGUCAAUCCAGUAUGUCUGGGAAAGUGCAGGGCAGAACAAUUCUUUUUAGGCGAUAGGAAAGGAGACUUGGUGAUGCCCAUCCUGAUACAUGGUGAUUCCUCCUUUUGCGGUCAAGGUAUAGUCUUCGAAUCCAUACAGUUGUCAGACUUGCCUCAUUUCACCUGCUUUGGUACCACGCAUUUCAUCGUUAAUAAUCAAAUCGGAUUUACUACAGAUCCACGUUUUUAUAGGUCUUCACCCAUGUGCACAGAUGUGGCACGUGUUGUUAACGCACCAAUAUUUCAUGUUAACGCUGACGACCCGGAAGCUGUAUAUAAUGUCUGUAAAGUGGCAGCAGAUUACAGAAAAACCUUCAAGAAAUGCGUGGUGAUAGACUUGGUGUGUUACAGAAGAAAUGGUCACAAUGAAAUUGAUGAACCAUCAUUCACGCAACCUCUUAUGUACCAAAUUAUCAGGUCCAAACCUCCGGUUUUGCAUGAUUAUACCAAGAAGCUUGUAGCAGAAGGUGUUUUAACGAAAGAAAGGGAGAAACAGUACAUGGAAGAAUACGAUCGAAUUCUCGAAGAUGGCUUGGAAGCUUCAAGGAAGGAAACUCACGUCAAAUUGACCCAUUGGUUGGACAGUCCUUGGGUUGGUUUUUUCAAGGGGAAAGACAAAUAUGAAGUUAAAUCGACAGGCGUUAACGAGAAGAUUCUCAAACAUGUUGCGACUGUAUUCUCUUCCCCUCCUGUUCCCGAACUAAAAUUCAAAUUGCACAAAGGUAUCGAUCGAAUCCUCAAGCAGAGAAUGGAAUUUGUGGAGAAACGUAUUACAGAUUGGUCACUGGGAGAGGCUUUAGCAAUUGGGUCAUUACUGGCAGAAGGAAUUCAUGUUCAGUUUACUGGACAGGACGUCGAAAGGGGCACUUUUUCACAUCGGCAUCACGUCCUACAUCAUCAGGAAAUCGAUAAAGUAACAUACAAUGCCCUACAGAAUUUAUUCCCCGACCAAGCGAAGUAUUCCAUUUGCAACAGUUCCUUAUCCGAGAACGCUGUGCUUGGCUUUCAGCUUGGCUAUUCAACGCACAACCCGAAAUGUUUGGUGAUUUGGGAAGCUCAAUUUGGCGAUUUUGCGAACACUGCUCAAGCGAUCAUAGACACUUUUGUAACGUCCGGUCAAACUAAAUGGUAUCGACAAUCAGGCUUGCUGAUGCUCCUUCCACAUGGCUUCGAAGGUAUGGGUCCUGAACACUCAAGCGGUCGUAUAGAACGCUUUUUGGAACUUUGCGAUGACGAUCCAGACAGGACUCCCAAAAUCGAUGAUCCGCAAUUCGACAUCAAGCAUCUGUACGACACAAACGUGAUCCUAGCCAACGUGACAACGCCAGGGAACCUUUUUCACAUGUGGAGGCGACAGGUGUAUCUGAAUUUCCGCAAGCCGUGCGUGAUUUUCACGCCCAAAUUCCUCCUGAGACAUCCUGGAGCUAGAAGCAGUUUCGACGAGAUGGUCGAGGGUACUUUCUUUCAACCGGUAUACCCGGACAAAGUAGUCACCUCCGGUGCGAAGAGGCUGAUAUUCUGUUCGGGCAAGGUUUACUUCGAGCUGGAGGAGGAGAGAGCCAAGAGGAAUUUGGUGAAGGAUAUUGCUCUGGUACGGAUAGAGCAGUUUUGUCCCUUUCCAUACGUCUCAGUCAAGAAAGAGUUGGAGAAAUAUCCAGAUGCUCAGAUAGCUUGGGUACAGGAAGAACACAAAUUCCAGGGUGCAUGGGCUUAUGUUGCAUACAGAAUAAAUCAUUUGCUAAAAAAACAGAAAGAUGUUCUUUAUAUUGGAAGACCAGUUUCAGCUAGUACUGCCGCAGGAAACAAGAACUUGCAUACUAAAGAACAUGAAAAUUUUAUAGCUGAAGCUAUGAAAAUUUAGGAAUUCACCCAAGAAUGAAAACACAUUUUUCGAAUUCUGAAUAUGAUGAAUUAUUCCAUCUAAUGUCUGAUGCCCUCUUAUGUGCAUAGAAAAUACAUACUUAAAACCUACCUCAACAAUUGCAUUUUAUUGUUCUUUAUGCACAUUCUAAUUCAAACACAUAUACAAUAUACAAAUGUUGAGAAAUUCAACAAGGUUAUCAUAUUUCAAAUAUUUCAACACAAUUAAAUAAAGAUAUUCA